Messenger RNA from Mesocestoides corti, 1224 nucleotides. NCBI's taxonomy places the organism in Eukaryota, Metazoa, Platyhelminthes, Cestoda, Cyclophyllidea, Mesocestoididae. The record is from the annotation of a GenBank genome assembly.
AUGCAAGACAAAGAAACCGUGGCUGCUCUUAAGGCCAAAAUAGCCCAACUGGAAUCUGAGCUGUCUAAUGCGCGCCCGGUUCGCCAAAAAAUUGAGCAGAUGUCCAGUGAAGUCGUCAGCUCGAACCCGUACAGUCGUCUAAUGGCACUACAAAAGAUGGGCAUUGUAGAAAAUUAUGCACAAAUUCGAGAAAAGUCUGUCGCGAUUGUCGGGGUGGGAGGAGUUGGUUCCGUGGCGGCCGAAAUGCUUGUUCGAUGUGGCAUCGGUCGUCUCCUUCUCUUUGACUACGACAAAGUGGAACUAGCCAAUAUGAAUCGACUUUUCUUCCAGCCCCACCAAGCUGGAUUAAGCAAAGUUCAGGCCGCGGCAGCAACCCUACACGCCAUCAACCCCGACGUCUCCAUCGACGCGCACAACUACGACAUCACCCUUGUGGACAACUUCGACUCCUUUUUGGCAUCGCUUCGCGGAGACGGGACCAAACCCGUUGAUCUGGUCCUCUCCUGUGUGGACAACUUUGAGGCACGAAUGACCAUCAACAGAGCGUGCAAUGAGAUUAAUCAGGUUUGGUUUGAAGCGGGUGUCAGCGAGGACGCCUUGAGCUGCCACUUCCAGCUGAUGUAUCCCGGUCGGACGCCGUGUUUUGAGUGCAUGCCUCCGUUGGUUGUGGCCGCCGGUCUAAACGACACCAAGGUGCUCAAGCGCGAUGGCGUGUGUGCGGCGUCCCUUCCCACUACGAUGGCCAUCGUUGCCGGCCUGAUGGUGCAAAAUGUGCUCAAAUACCUCCUGCAUUUUGGUGAGGUUUCGAGUUAUUUUGGCUACGGUGCAUCGAAGGACUCCGUUUACCGCGUCAAUCUGCGUCCUAAUCCGACGUGUGCUGACUCGUGGUGUCGCAAACGCCAAGCCGAGCGUCGCGCUCAACUAGUUCGUCGUGGUCUUCCGGCGGACGCCGACUGGGACGCAGAAGCCAAGAUGGCCGCUAGAGCCGAACGUGCCCGUCUGGAACGCGAAGAGGCCUCCAAGCCUCUCCACGAGGACAACGAAUUUCACAUUGAACUCGUUUCCUCGUCCGCCGACGGCGACGGUGACUGUGCGACAGCUGCCGAAGGUGGCGUGGAACAACUGGCAAAUGCAGACGCGAAAUCCGAGUCUGGAACCUCCGUCGCUGUUGAUGCCGACGGCCCAAGUCUUGGAGAUUUGAUGAAGCAACUCCGAAGCCUUUGA